Zingiber officinale is the source of this 2531-nucleotide messenger RNA. Its product is annotated as BTB/POZ domain-containing protein At5g47800-like. Bases 629 to 2326 code for a protein of 565 amino acids. The record is from RefSeq and is a predicted model, not a curated record. The transcript has 7 exons. Lineage: Eukaryota; Viridiplantae; Streptophyta; Magnoliopsida; Zingiberales; Zingiberaceae.
UAAACCAUUCCUUCUCUCUCUAGAAUGCUAGCUCAUGGUUCAGUGACAUCUCAUCCGACUUGAAAUCAAUAUCCGAGGGACUUGUGGUUGUGACAAAAGGAAGUUUCUCCACUAGCAGCAGUCCCAUCUAUCAUCUACUUCUCUCUCUAGAGUUCACUCAUAAGAAAAGAAACAAAGCCAGUUUCUGUUCUUGAGAUAAACUCCACCAACUCUUUUCAAUUAGUUCAUGUCUCUCAGUUACAUCUGAUAUUAAAUUAAAUGGAAUUUUCAUACAAGAUGUGUUUGGGUGAAAGGCAAUUGCGCAGCUAGAAGCAGCAGUACUCCGUAUCAACUUUUUUUCUAUCCUUCAGCUUGCUUCAUAUUAUAAAGAAAGGCACAGGAUUAGUGAGAAGCAACAUGCCGUUCAUCUGCAUAUCCGUGCACCAUUGCUGGAUCUCCAACCACAUCCUUCAGAUCCUUGCUACAGGAAACUUGGUCGCUUCCUAGCUGAAGCAUAUAGUACCUAUCUUUUUUCAUGUUGUGACCACAAGUAUUUAUUAUUUCCUACAAGCUAGAGUCUCUAGUCAGAACUACUGAACCAUAGAGGAAGAUCUCAUGUCAGCAGUACAAGGAAAGAACUCAGGCAAGGAUGAAGUAUAUGAAACUCGGAACGAAGCCAGACACUUUCUACACAGAGGAAGCUGUAAGGUCAGUGAUGUCAGAUGUACCAGCAGACCUCAUUAUUCAAGUAAAUGGCACAAAAUAUCUCUUGCAUAAGUUUCCACUUCUACUGAAAUGUGGCCUCAUACAACGACUCUGGUCCAACACUGACAAUGAAACUAGCCAGUUGGUUUCGAUCUCUCUUCACAACAUCCCUGGAGGAGAAGCAGCCUUUGAGCUAUGUGCCAAGUUCUGCUAUGGAAUCUCCUUCAACCUCAGUGCUCAUAACUUUGUGCCAGCAAUUUCUGCAGCAAAGUUUCUUCAGAUGACUGAGUCAGUAGCCAAAGGAAACUUGAUAACAAAGCUUGAGCUGUUCUUUGAAGCAUGCAUCCUCCAGGGAUGGAAAGAUUCAAUAGUGACACUACAAUCCAUGUGGAGACAGUCUGGGUGGUUAGAUGAGCAUAGGAUUGUGCAACCAUGCCUCAAUUCAGUUAUUGAAAAGAUCCUCGCACACCCCUCACAAGUUACAUGGUCCUAUACCUACACAAGGCCAGGCUACCCAAAGAAGCACCAAAGAAAAUCAACCCCCAAGGAUUGGUGGACAGAGGAUGUUUCUGACCUUGAUCUUGACCUAUUCCGGUCGGUCAUAUCCACCAUAAGAUCUACCAGAAAAUUCCCUGCAGCGCUAAUAGGGGAAGCACUCCAUGUUUAUGCAUGCAAACACCUUCCGAGUCCACAGGAAAUCCAAGAGCAGGCUCAGAGCUUUUCAGUGCAAAUGGAUCACACCCUCAGCAAACAUCGACAUGUACUUGAAUCCAUUGUUAGCAUGAUUCCAGCUGAGCUAGGAUCGGUCUCAGGCAGUUUCUUGUUCAGGCUUCUGAAAGUUGCUAACUGUGUUGGAGCUUCUCCAUCUAUCAAAGCUGAGCUUGUAAAACGAUCAGGUCGGCAAAUGGAUGAAAUCACUGCAAACGAUCUGAUCAUUCCAUCAUCCACAAAUCCCCAGUCUCAUGAUAUCAGCGCAGUGGAGGCAGUUUUGGAGAACUAUUUAGCACAGUUUCACCGACGAGAGGAGAAUGGAAGGAUGAUGGUGUCCAUGACGAAGGUAGGGAAGGUGUAUGAUUCCUAUCUCCAAAUCACUGCAAGGGAGAGCACUUUAUCAGUUUCAAAGUUCAUUGCACUAGCAGAAUUCUUACCUGAAAUCGCACGACAGGAGCACGAUGGGCUCUAUCAAGCUAUCAAUAUAUACAUUAAGGAGCAUCCUGAGUUAAGCAAGGAAGACAGAAAGAAACUAUGCAGGUUGAUUGACUGCCAUAAAUUGUCACCUGAAACACGCGCAAAUGCUAUUGCAAAUGAUCACAUGCCAUUGCGCACUAUAGUCCAGCUCCUGUUUGUUGAGCAAGAAAGAAGUGUUAGAGCGAGUAGCAGUAAAGAAGCUUAUGCUAUCCCAUCUUUGAAUGAGAUUGUAAAUGCCAGGAUAGCUCAAGAUGAUGCAAAAAGGAGUACAGAUGAACGAGAAGGCGGAUAUCGCCAGAAGGAGUCUGUUGCGGGUGCAAGAGGAGAGAAAAUAAGAGUGGCACCAUCACCAUCACCAUCGCCAUCGCCAUCGCCAUCACCAUCGGAAGCUAAGACAGAAAAGGAUAGAGAGGAGAAUAUUGGUCAAUUUGGAGGCAAACACAAAACCAAGUAGACAUUUACAGAUAAGUUUUUUUUUUUUGUGAAAUAAAGAAUGUCAUUUAACGAUUGUUAUAGAGUUGAAAGAGGUAAAAUUAUCAUAUUUGUGUCCCAUGCAUUGGUAAUACUAAAUAAAUAAAACAAACAGAUUGAGAAUAAUGUAUGUGGACUGUUGAUUGUAUACGGUUACAUCAUUUAUGACAUGGAAGUGAUUCCUGAGA